Molecule: messenger RNA, 1578 nt
Organism: Juglans microcarpa x Juglans regia
Lineage: Eukaryota; Viridiplantae; Streptophyta; Magnoliopsida; Fagales; Juglandaceae
Product: protein SAWADEE HOMEODOMAIN HOMOLOG 2-like
Exons: 9
Coding region: 253-1338 (361 amino acids)
Molecular function (GO): chromatin binding; DNA binding
Source: RefSeq, a predicted model, not a curated record
CAACGGACCAACACGCCUCUCUCUCUCUCUCUGCCAUCGGAAGUUUGCAGGGAUUUUUUAAACAGUCGACAGCCGUACAGCACUCAGACAGAGCCUUCUAAAUUCUAAUUAGUAAUUAUAAUACCCAUUUUGGCGAACACAGGCACUGUUUUGAAUCUUUGAUCAGAGUCGACCGACGUUCUUUUUUUUUUUUUUCUCGUUGAAGCACUUUGUUUCCGAGGGAGAUAAAGAGAGAGAGAGGGGGAAGAGAUUAUGGGUCGGCCUCCUAGUAAUGGAGGCCCUGCCUUCCGCUUCACACAAAAUGAGGUUGCGGAGAUGGACGUCAUUCUGCAACAACACAAUAAUACUAUGCCAUCACGUGAUGUUCUCGUGUCACUUGCUGAGAAAUUCAGUGAGUCAGCGGAGCGUAAAGGCAAGAUAACAGUUCAGAUGAAGCAAGUUUGGAAUUGGUUCCAAAAUAGGCGGUAUGCUAUAAGGGCAAAACUAAGUAAGGCUCCUGGGAAGUUAAAUGUCUCUCCUAUGCCUCAGGAUGAUUCAACUUCAGUGAUAAAUGUGUCACAAUCUAUACCUGCUCCUAUACCUGCUCCUUCAGUUCCAAGCGCAGGAAAGGGUGCUCCUGAAAAUUCUCCUAUGGAGUUUGAAGCCAAAUCUGGGAGGGAUGGUGCAUGGUAUGACGUUGCUUCUUUUCUUUCACACAGAUAUUUGGAAACUGGCGAUCCAGAAGUACUGGUCCGUUUUUCUGGUUUUGGACCUGAGGAGGAUGAGUGGGUUAAUGUUCGCAAGCAUGUCAGGCCACGGUCUCUCCCAUGUGAAUCUUCAGAAUGUGUAGCAGUUCUUCCUGGAGAUCUUAUACUCUGUUUUCAGGAAGGUAAAGAGCAGGCUCUGUACUUUGAUGCCCAUGUCCUUGAUGCACAAAGACGAAGGCAUGAUGUGAGAGGUUGUCGUUGUAGGUUUUUAGUGCGCUACGAUCAUGAUCAGUCUGAGGAAAUUGUGCCACUGAGAAAGGUUUGCCGUCGGCCCGAAACUGACUACAGGUUGCAUCAACUUCACGCCGUGAAUGAUGCAGCAGCAUCCAUAGAACAACAGAAAAUUAGCAUGGAUCCGUCAGCAGUUACUGUGCCAAGGUCUAGCACUUCUGCCGAAACAAUGCAAAAGCAGCGGUAUGUCGAUGCAGCUGUGGUGGCCCCAGUAUCGAAUGCCAAUGUUUCUGUAGCCACUCAUACAGUAGCCCCAGAACCAAAACAAGCUGAAAUUAGCAACACUAACAUCGCAGGAAAUUCUAUUGUUCCUCCAGGUGCUGCACCCGGGAGCAGCAAUGCUGCCGGUGGCUCUAUAUAGAACAGGCCAGAAGCAAAAUAGAAGGUUGAUCAGACAUUCUGCUAUGAUCUUUAUUUUUAUUGUCGCUUUCAAAAGUCUUACGUCUUCUUCAGUGAUGGUUUCCCUUAUCACUUCUUUUUGUUUUCGUCUGAGCUUUAUGAUUAUUAAACAUGAAAUUACGCUCGCGAUUUCUCUGAAUGCUGAGAACAGCAAACUGGAAAGGAGAGAGAAUGAAGAAAUUAUAGCUGUUACCAUGUCCAA